Molecule: messenger RNA, 810 nt
Organism: Dibothriocephalus latus
Lineage: Eukaryota; Metazoa; Platyhelminthes; Cestoda; Diphyllobothriidea; Diphyllobothriidae
Source: the annotation of a GenBank genome assembly
AUGCAGUUCAUCUUCAAGGUGAUGAUAACCUUGACCCGAGUCUCUCGGCGAGAUCUCCUCGGCUUGGAUUUCGAGGGCACUCUCAAGUACUUCAGGGUCACUCUGCCGAAGCGUUUUAGGUCGCAGGAGGCCAGUCAAGAGCUUAUUGCUACUGCGGUUACUGCAAAGGUUUCCUCCAAAAAACUCGCUCGGCUCGCCAAAGAUUGGGCGCUAAAGAAGGCUGAAGCAGACGCUCUCUCAUCCCCUCUGCGCGCCCUCCAGCGAGAGUCCUGGCAACUGCGUGAUCAGUGUUCACGCCUCGAGAAGGAGAAUGAGACCCUCGCCGAUGAAGUUCUCACCAGCAAAACUAAUAUGCAGAAGCAGAUAGAGAAGUUGGAGGACAUGGUAGAGUCGUUGAAGAUAGAACUAUUCGCUGCACAAAAGGAACUCGUUGAAAAACAGGAGGAGUGUGAUUUUAUGGAGAAGGAAACUCGUCAGGUGAAGAACAUGAUGCGCAAACUGUUAGAACAACACAAGUCCGAGCGUCAGCAACAGGCUGCCAUCAUCGACGAGUACAAGACAAUCACAUCCAAUCUCUCCAAGCGAUUAGAUUCGCUGGAGAACUCCACGGAACGUAUCUGUCGUCUGCCCUCCGCUGUGGUGGAGACCCUGAUGCAGUGUUCUGGUGAAUGCAGGGCCGCCCUCGACUCCUACCUACCCGGUUGGGAUCAGACCAGUGACAAUGGUCUAGCCAGCCAAGACGGUGCCCUCGAUGGCAAGGGGAAGGAGGUGAAUGAGGAAGUCACGAGUCUCAGGCGACGGGUGAGUUGA